CCUAUUCAUUUUCUCAUAAAAAAACAAUCUUCUCUUUAAAACGAUGGAGUGUAGGCCGUUGGAUCUGACGAUCAUAUCCGCAGAGGACCUCAAGGACAUCCAGCUGAUCGGCAAGCAAGACUUGUACGCCGUCGUUUCCCUCAACAACGACGCAAGGACCAAGCAAAAGACGAAGGUGGACAAAGACUGCGGGACGAAACCUAAAUGGAAUCAUCAGAUCAAGCUCACCGUCGACGACACAGCAGCGCGUGAGAACCAUCUCACACUUGUCAUCCAGAUCAUCGCUGAUCGUCCCAUCGCCGGUGAUAAACCAGUCGGAGAGGUUAGCGUUCCCUUGAAGGAGCUUUUGGAUCAGAACAACAAGGAGGGUGACGUGGAGGAGGAGAAAACGGUGACGUAUGCUGUGAAGCUGCCUAACGGGAAGACCAAAGGAUCUCUCAAGUUCUCUUUCAAGUUCGGUGAGAAGUACACUUUCGUGUCUUCGAGUGAUCCUCACGCGCCUGGCUCAUCGAGUGUUGACAACAAGUCUACGGAUCAGCCCGUCGCAGCUUACCCGCCCGGACAAGGCGCCCCGGCUGCAUACCCGGCUCCUCCAGGACAUGAUGAGAAACAUGGCGGUGUUUACGGUUACCCUCAGGCCGGUGGAUAUCCGCCACCUGGUGGACCCGGUGGUUAUCCUCCAGCUGGGUAUCCGCCUCCGGGUGCAUACCCGCAACAAGGUGGAUAUCCACCUCAAGGAGGCUACCCGGGUUAUCCACCACAGGGUCCAGGUUAUGGGUAUCCGCCACAGGGUCCAGGUUAUGGGUAUCCGCCACAGGGUCCGUAUGGUUACCCGCAACAGCAAGGUUACGGUGGUCAACCGCAGAAACCGAAGAAGCAUGGAGGAGCUGGAAUGGGACUAGGGCUUGGACUUGGAGCUGGGUUGUUGGGUGGGUUGCUUGUAGGUGAAGCAAUUGAUGACAUGGCUGAUAUGGGUGGCGACUGUGAUUUCUGAUUGUGCUAUCUUAUAUGGUCUUAAAUUUUCAAUUUCUUAGUUAACUGCUGUUUUGUUUUGCUCUUUGGUGGAUCUUGUGAGAGAUCAACAAGUUCUAUCUUCUUGUCUUUAGUUUCUGGCUUUCUCAUUAUACAAAAAAUGAAGUUGAUAUAUGCUGCUUUGUGUGAGAAUAGUGUUCUAUCAAGUUUUUUUUAUU
Molecule: messenger RNA, 1190 nt
Organism: Brassica rapa (field mustard)
Lineage: Eukaryota; Viridiplantae; Streptophyta; Magnoliopsida; Brassicales; Brassicaceae
Product: protein SRC2 homolog
Biological process (GO): defense response
Source: RefSeq, a predicted model, not a curated record